Molecule: messenger RNA, 5919 nt
Organism: Cololabis saira (Pacific saury)
Lineage: Eukaryota; Metazoa; Chordata; Actinopteri; Beloniformes; Belonidae
Product: metal transporter CNNM4
Exons: 9
Coding region: 84-2888 (934 amino acids)
Biological process (GO): magnesium ion homeostasis; magnesium ion transport
Cellular component (GO): plasma membrane
Molecular function (GO): magnesium ion transmembrane transporter activity; sodium ion transmembrane transporter activity
Source: RefSeq, a predicted model, not a curated record
CUCUACCUGUCUCCGUCGGUAGGCGGUGUUAAGGGGGGGUGUGAUGGAGCGGGCGGUGGGCGGAUCCGCUCGGACAUGAGUAAAUGACGUCAGCUCCCAGGUCGCCGAGCAGAGAAACAAACAUGGCGACAGAGUGGAGCGGGCAGCAGGGUUACGUCCUCACCGUCAUCAUCUGCCUGUGGAGCGCCGUGGGCGGCCGCACGGAGACGGCGGCAGCCGCCGCGGCGGCGGGGAGCCCCGGCGGCAGCCAGCUGCUCGGCAUGCGGCUGGAGAGGAGCGACAAGCCGGCCAGCACCACGGACGACGGUGUCAUCCAGGUGACCGAGGAGAGCACCGUGCAGCUGCGCUUCUACGGGCUGCAGCUGCACGCCGGCGCAUGGACGCAGAUCCGCUUCACGGAGCUGGGCGGCGGGGACGAGGAUGAGGAGGACGGGGAGGAGGAGGAGGCUGCAGCGGAGGUGAUGCGGAGGAGAGCCGGAGCCGACAGGACCUGCGUCGACUUCACGAAGGACAUGAGCAUCGGCACCUUCAUGAACGUGAGCGGAGGAGGCACGUCGGGCGUGCUGAGCGUGCAGGUGAAGCCGCUGCGCAAGAGCGAGCCGCAGAAGGAGUAUGCGCUGUGCACGCGUGUGGACGGCAGGUGGGUGCUGCUGGGGGACUCGGACGGGAAGCUGCUGGUGGUGGAGGAGAGGCGCUCCCUGCUGCCGCUGUGGCUGCAGGUGUGCCUCAUCUCCGGGCUGCUGGUGCUGUCCGGCAUGUUCAGCGGGCUGAACCUGGGGCUCAUGGCGCUGGACCCCAUGGAGCUGCGCAUCGUGCAGAGCUGCGGCACCACCAAGGAGAAGAAGUACGCGCGCAAGAUCGAGCCCAUCCGCAGCAAGGGCAACUACCUGCUGUGCUCGCUGCUGCUGGGCAACGUGCUGGUCAACACCACCCUCACCAUCCUGCUGGACGACCUGAUCGGCUCCGGCCUGGGCGCCGUGGUGGCCUCCACCGUGGGCAUCGUCAUCUUCGGGGAGAUCGUGCCGCAGGCGCUGUGCUCGCGCCACGGGCUGGCCGUGGGGGCCAACACCAUCAUGGUCACCAAGUUCUUCAUGCUGCUCACCUUCCCGCUGUCCUUCCCCGUCAGCAAGCUGCUGGACGUGCUGCUGGGCCAGGAGAUCGGCACCGUGUACAACCGGGAGAAGCUGGUGGGGAUGCUGAAGGUGACGGAGCCCUACAACGACCUGGUGAAGGAGGAGCUCAACAUGAUCCAGGGCGCGCUGGAGCUGCGGACCAAGACGGUGGAGGACGUGAUGACCCCGCUGGGCGACUGCUUCAUGAUCCAGGCGGACAGGGUGCUGGACUUCAACACCAUGUCGGAGAUCAUGGAGAGCGGAUACACGCGCAUCCCCGUGUACGACGAGGAGAGGUCCAACAUCGUGGACAUCCUGUACGUGAAGGACCUGGCCUUCGUGGACCCAGACGACUGCACCACCCUGAAGACCAUCACCAAGUUCUACAACCACCCGGUGCACUUCGUCUUCCACGACACCAAGCUGGACGCCAUGCUGGAGGAGUUCAAGAAAGGUAAAUCUCACCUGGCCAUCGUCCAGAAGGUGAACAACGAGGGGGAGGGGGAUCCCUUCUACGAGGUGCUGGGACUGGUCACGCUGGAGGACGUCAUCGAGGAGAUCAUCAAGUCGGAGAUCCUGGACGAGUCAGACCUCUACACCGACAACAGAAACCGGAAGAAGGUGGACUCCAACAAAAACAAGCCGGACUUCUCGGCCUUCAAACACGAUGGCGACAGUAAGGUCAAGAUCUCUCCUCAGCUCAUGCUGGCGGCGCAUCGUUUCCUGGCCACAGAGGUGAACCUGUUCAGCCCGUUCCAGAUUACAGAGAAGGUCCUGCUGAGGAUCCUCAGACAUCCAGACGUCAUCCAGGAGCUCAAGUUCAACGAAAGCGACAAACGCUCACCGCAGCACUUCCUGUACCAGAGAGGAAAACCCGUCGACUUCUUUGUUCUCAUCCUGCAGGGACGGGUCGAAGUGAAGGCUGGAAACGAGAACAUGAUGUUUGAAACUGGACCGUUCUCCUACUAUGGAGUGAUGGCUCUGAGUACACCAUCACUGGCCGUCACCCCCCCUCUCUCCCCGUCAGUGGCGUCCCCCCCUCCACGACGCCUCUCUCUAAAGAGGUUUUCUCUGUUCUCUCGGUUCCCAGAGUUUCGCUCUCCAUCGCAUGGGGGCAACCUCAACCGCUCGGCAUCUCUGAGCUGCACUGAGCGCGCUCAGGACGGCGGCUCUGUCGGUGGGAGCAACACCCAGAUCCCGGGAACGCCGUUCCAGUACAUUCCAGACUUCAGCGUUAGAGCUCUGGCUGACCUGCAGUAUGUCAAGAUCUCUCGUGCUCACUACCAGAACGGUCUGCUGGCGUCCAGACUGGACAGCUCGCCGCAGUCUCCAGAGGGAAGCCACACUCGCCUGGACAUAUCUGUCUCUCUGCCCCCCGUGUCGCCGCCGGGGACCCGCCCCCCACUGCCCCUGGCCACGCCCCCUGGAAAGCACCCGCCGUCCAGCGUUCAGCCAACGCCGCCAAGUGGCCGCACCGCUGUUCCCCAGAGCACCUCCAGCCGCAGGCCAAGCCAGUCUUUGCCCCAAGCCGGCCCGCUUCCCAGCAACCACACCCCCCUCUCCCAAACUCCGCCCUCCUCCGUGAGAUCCUUCAGCCAAAAUCCGGCUCCGAUAAAGCAGUCCCCGCCCUCCGAUGGUCCGGACAACGGGCCCGGAGAGACCACCACUCUGCUCAGCGAGCAGCAGAACUGCGUGGGCCCCCGCCGACCCAGCCACCAGCAGCCACACCCACACGUCCACACCAUCAGUCACGCACACACUGAGAGCACCAUCUAGCUAAGGAGCCCGCUCUUCCUCUUCCUGUUUGCCUGUUGUGACCUGAAUUUUUUCGUCCAAGGAAGACGUAAGACCAGCCCGUCCUGCAUGCUCCCCUCCCGACUCUGACAAAAGACGAGGAACCGGUUCAACGACAGAUCAGGGAACGCGUCGGAGUGCGUGCACCGGUUUGUGUGGGCGUGUUCAUAAACGACGAGCUUUCCCAAAGGUAUUCCAUGUUUGCGGUUGGUCGUGAUGGGAUCUUUACUUCUCUUCAGUACGGCGGAGGUGAAUGGAAUUACAUUUCUGGUGCUCGAAAUACAAAAUUAGAUUUCAAAAAACCAAAGUGAAAACAUUUAAGUCCUCGCUAUGUUUAGGGUCUCCUUUGUCCUCCUUGAGAAUUAUCUAAUAUUUGCUAAGAUCACUUUUUUUUUUAACAUAAGUUGAAAAUUACAUUUCAUGGGGAACAGAGUUUUUUUUUUUCUUUUUUAAUCCCUAAUUCCAGAUUGUUCCAGUAUUUUCCCACUAUAUUCCCAUAAUUAUUCAAUAAUUCAUAUGUCUAUGAACAAAAGUAAGGAAUAAAAUGUUUUCCCAGGUUCUGAGCAGCACACACAAUUCCAUUCACCUCCAAACUUCUCCAGCGAAGUUGCUCGUAACUGCAGAUGAAAGUCAGUCGGAUCUUUUUAGGACCUCCAGAAAGCCGCAGGUGCGUCGCUGUGGUUUAUUCAGAUGUCUUUAACUUGUUUGCCUCUAUUUUCUGUUUUCUUUUAUCCAAAAAGUGAAACUACCAAAGUUAUUUAUUUCCAGCUGGCCUGGUUUGAGGUGGGUUUCAUGUUUUUCUGUCGGUUCGAUGAGCACGUUCCCCGUUUCUGCUCUCGUUGUUGAAACUUCAUCAAGUCACUGAUGCUGCACGUUUUAACCCAUUUCAUAAAUAUGACUCGAAGCGGCACCAAAUCUGUUGUCACAUUAAGAAAUCCAAUACUUCAAGUUACUACAUGAUGACCCUGACGUGAUAAAAGACAGAUAUAAAUAUAGUCUACAAUUUAAAGAUUUGUGAAAAAUGAUAUGUUAAGAUUUACUUUUUACUCGUCAAGAUAAUUCAAAACACUACAUAAAACAUAUUUAAAUUAGUUUUUUAUUUAUUCUUUUUAAAAAUAAUGGCAAAUUGGUUGGAAGAACUGGUAAUUUUUUAAGUUUUACUUCUUAAAAUAAAUACAGCAUUGCACCAGUUUCUAAUGGCUGUGGUUGGAUCGCUGUACCAUAUCCAUUAUUUGUUUUUAAAUUUCUAAAGUAACUACAAUACUUGUGAGUAUCGGUGUGUACUGUCUCUUAAAGAACCUUGCGGUCCUAGUGACGUCUACGACCGACAUUGUUGGUCAAAAUACCAAAAUCAAAAAAACAAAACAGUUUUCUGUUCAACGUUUGUUACUGGCAGACAGUUUUCUGGGGGUGGAGUCAAGUCCAGCGGCAGACUCCGCCCCCAGAAAACUGACUGCUGUAAACACCAAAGCCCCAGGUGCUGAAUGACAGAUUUAUCACGUUAAAGCUGCUCAAAGACUAAAUGACAGUUACAGUAGUUCUCACAAGAACGUUCAUGUGUCAGCGUCUGCUGAAAGACGAACUGGCCAGCCGUGCCGGGUUGUCCUCACUCAUUACAGCGGUAAUGAGUGACCUUCAUGUGGUCAGAAGCCGCUUUAAGAGAUCAAAUGAGUUUAAACAUUUUUAAAACUGUAAAUGUAAUUCAUCCCAAAAACAAGUUAAAAUGUCCUGAGAACCUUUUCUCUGCGCUCUCUUAUCAGUGUUUGGUCGUUUUUCUUCGUUUCGAUCAACAGCUGAUUGAAAUCAACACAGAAAUUAAAGUAUUAAAGGGUUAAAACGUGCAGCAGCGGUGGUCCCGGUCCAUGUUUCCAAUCGCUUCACUUUAAUGUUCAUCUUCUGUGCCCACGUCAUGUUCCAUUAUUAUAUACAAAUAUACACGGGUUUAUAUGAACUUGACUUCCGUUUGUUUUCAUAUUUGGUUUCCUAAACCGCAGUAGAUGAGGUGAAGAGGUUAGAAGGUUAUGAGGUGAUGAAGUGACGUAGUAACGAGGUUAGGAGGUGAUAAGAUGAGCUGCACGGACACGCUUGAUUAGAUGUCUUCCACUUUGAGUGUCUGCUGCAGCUUGUCGGACCUUGAGGAGUCCAGACAUGAACCGUACUGAACCGGAUCUCCGCUGCCUGCAACACUGUGUUCAAACUCCGGUUAUAAAUUACACCAGGAGUUUUCUUUCUUUCUUUCUGCUGAGUUCGAUUCAGUCGAUACUGCUAAAUCAUCAACAUGCGACACGAGAGAAGCAACGAGGGUUCUUUAUGCUGGAACCACAGGUUGAAUCUGCCUGUAAAGGGACUACAAGGCAAAUUAAACCUCACAUGAACAACAUACAACUUGUUCACCAAUAUAUCAAUUAUUUAACAAAAAUGAAACACAAGUGAAAAGAAAAGCAUGCGAGCAACGCUAAACCCCUAUCAUGCUCCACCUUUACGACCGGUGGCAUCUUGUCCUUCGUUCAGGGUCUCGCAUUUGAGUUUGGAACUUGACUCGGUGGUUCCAGACCUCCAUCCGUUAGAUUUAUCUGGCCUAGUUUCAAGCAGUCUUUACCUGUCCAUUACAUGUGCACAGAGGUGACAUGGUCCACUCAGUGACUGUGUGGAGACCAGGUCAUGUGACCGGGAAACAAAAUGUAUCAGGUAAAAACACAAAACGGUUCUGUUGUUUUUCACCUGGGUUUUUAUUUGGCGCCGCAACAGUUUAGUUUUUUCAAUAACGAGGACGACCUUUGACCUCCGCUGCGGUUCUUUAACUGGAACCACUUCCUCCAGACGGCUGGUUCUACCCUCACGCUGCCACCGACAUGCGUCCUUAACGUUAGACACUAGUGACGUCCAGGUUCCCCAAACCUCACCGUGAAGGGAAAGAGCAGAAACCGGGAUCUGCGUCUGUCAGAAAUCAGGGAAUGACUUGUGACGCUCCCAGCAGAACCCCGACCCCCAGUGCCCCCACUACCCACUACCC